AUGAAAAUCCACAUCUUUGCCGCUCAUUUUCUUGCAGUCGCAUCCAGCGCCGCCUUUCUCAUCACAGACGAAGGUAGACAGUUCGCCAAGGGUACUGAUGUUGCCAUCACCUGCCAGACAGAGGGCACACACAUCAAAGGCAAUGUCCCCUGGGACAAGAUGACAUUCGGGUGCUACGUCUCCGAUUACUACGUCGCUACAGGAUCAAGCAGAUACGUGACUUCAAAGUGCCAAAACGAUCCGACUGGCAAUCCGACGGUUGGGUAUGGUCAUCUCUGUGACGCGGCCCAGUGCAGUGAAGUCAAGUAUCCCAUCCCGCUUUCUAUAGUGAACGGCAAGAAACUUCUAGCAGAUGGCAUGAAGGAGUUCGAAAUCUGUAACCCAGCCAUGCUGAACAGCAAAGCGAAUCUUAACAGGAACCAAUACGGUGCCCUCAUAAGUUGGGCAUUCAACAUGGGCCGCGGCAAUGCUGACUCGUCCACUCUUGUUGGACGUCUCAACAACGGGGAAGACCCAAAUACUGUGAUUUCGCAGGAACUUCCCCAAUGGGUAAUGCCAGUGGCCAGAGACUUCCGGGUCUAG
Messenger RNA from Fusarium odoratissimum NRRL 54006, 582 nucleotides. RefSeq names its product lysozyme. Bases 1 to 582 code for a protein of 193 amino acids. NCBI's taxonomy places the organism in Eukaryota, Fungi, Ascomycota, Sordariomycetes, Hypocreales, Nectriaceae. Gene Ontology annotation, biological process: cell wall macromolecule catabolic process; peptidoglycan catabolic process. Gene Ontology annotation, molecular function: lysozyme activity. The record is from RefSeq and is a predicted model, not a curated record. The transcript has 4 exons.